AUGUUCCACCCUGUGGCGCCGGGCGAGAGGGUUACCUUCAAGUCACGGGGGCUUAAAAUGGGUGCACGCCUUGGAUACGGGGAGGCUAGCAUGUACCGUGAAGACGGAAAGCUGGCGGCGAGGGGCCGACACGUGAAGCACCUCCCGAUGGGGCGCGCGUGGGACCUUUCUACGAAUCCUUUCGUUUUCCCGUACGCUCGCAAGAUGUCUGAACGGCAGCACGCACAGUGGCUAAGAGAUCCGGAACGAUCAAAGGGAAUUCCUACGGGGGAGCAUCUUCUGGACAUGUUCAAGCUGGAACAAUUCGAACGUGUUGGAGGAGGUGGAGACGAGGCGUACUUCGGCGUGGCAACAUCUAGCGACCCUCAAGUUGAAGAGCAAGCGGGAGACGACGAGGGAGGUUUUCGUAGCGCCGAGGCGGAGUGCCUCGUGACGAGACGCAUGUGCAACUAUAUGCCAGGGACGAUGCACGGCGGCGCAAUAGCCGUUGCGGCGGAAGAGAUCGCCCGACGAUGCCCGCCGGCGCCAUUCCCGAUGGACGCUGUUCCGAUUCCUGGAAACCCUCGCGUCCAGUACAUGGAGGUGCACUACAUGUCACCGAUCAAGCGACGAGCUGGGCUGGCUGCUGUGUCGGCUGCUUCGGAGAUAGGCAAAAACGUCACAAGGGUAGGACUGUCGGAGGCGGGCGGCACGGAGGGUGGCGUUCUAAGCGCGGAAGCGGUGCUGCUGUGGAGCCAACGGGGCGAGGGGCGGGGGGUUCGUUGACUGAAAGCCAGAAUAAUAAAAAAGUGUAGGGGGGUAGUCUGGCAUACCUACCGAGUAGGGGUACAUUUGAACAUCUAGGUUACCAAAUGAAGAAUGACGAAACUGCGGCUUGUGAAACAUUGAUUAAACACGACACGGCGUCCGGAAAGUGUGUUCUUUUCGUCGGCCGCCGUGUUCGUUUGCCUUCUUUGCUCGGAGGAAGGACACACUCACGUCAGUUUCUGGGGUGGAACAUAGGAACCAUAAUUCCUGUGUUUGCAGGGCGUUAACUGUAAGGACGAGAGCACAACGCUCGCCCAAAUACGCUUCGGAUUCCGCUUUUCUCCGCCUCCUCCGGGGGUAUGAAAACCAGAAUGAAGAAGAGAGGAGCAGAUUCUUCAACGCGGCUCGAAGAUUGGUCACAACCGAGCUUACUAUUGCGUUUUGCCUAAACCAGGACGUCGGAAACCGAUCGUUGCCAUAAUAGGUUGGACAACCAGAAGUGAACCCGUGUUUACUAC
Ectocarpus siliculosus is the source of this 1265-nucleotide messenger RNA. Lineage: Eukaryota; Phaeophyceae; Ectocarpales; Ectocarpaceae. The record is from the annotation of a GenBank genome assembly.